CUCGCUCCAUUUGCGGUGGAGGAUGAAUAAAACGGUGCAUUACGCGUUGGUGGCGUUCUGGGAGAAGUCGGGGUGCAAGAUCGUGGCCGAUUACCCGGCGAAACAGGAUCCAACUUACAGGGAGAUCGCUUUGAGCACGGUCGAUGGACUUAAGUCGGUGGAGAACGACAAGAUCAGCUUCGAUCGGGGCAAGUACACGGUGCACGUGCUCAUCUGUGAACUUCACUACGCCUGCCUGACCCUGAAACCGGAUUGCCCUUCGUCAGCAGCCAAGCUGGAAUCCUGUUCCCAAGUGUUUCUGGAAAGGUUGAGAAGUAUUUACAAGGAACUUCCUAUCCUGGCCGAUCUGACGAGAGAUCUAACCAGUUUGACUAUCAUAGAUCUCUCGAAACCUCUGAAAAAGAUAGUGGAUGAAUAUAAUCAGCAUAAUAUCGACGUGAUCCCAAGACUGGAAGGAGAACUGGCGGAAAUUCGCAAAACAUUGAUGGACGGGGUUCAGAAAUUGAUCGACAGAGGCGAGAGGCUCGAGGAACUCGUUCGAAAGACUCAAAGCUUGCAAAUUAUGUCAAAGGAUUUUCACGUAUUGGUAAGAACGAAGAAGAAGAGGAAGAACGCCGUUAUGGCGGCGAUGACGGUGACAUUUAUGUUUCUCUCCACGACACUCUUCGUGUUUCUACUCUACGUAGGGAUUCUCUGAAAAAUUGUUGAUAAAUGAACGUAACGCAUAAGAUUUUGUGAGAUAUACGAGGAAAUAAAUAAUUUAUUAGCCAAAA
Apis florea (little honeybee) is the source of this 773-nucleotide messenger RNA. RefSeq lists its product as uncharacterized. NCBI's taxonomy places the organism in Eukaryota, Metazoa, Arthropoda, Insecta, Hymenoptera, Apidae. The record is from RefSeq and is a predicted model, not a curated record.